Sphenostylis stenocarpa is the source of this 1221-nucleotide messenger RNA. Lineage: Eukaryota; Viridiplantae; Streptophyta; Magnoliopsida; Fabales; Fabaceae. The record is from the annotation of a GenBank genome assembly.
AUGUCUUCUCCGUGCAGCUACUGCAACAAAACAUCGUUCAUCGGUGACGAUGUCUCUGGCGAGUUAAUAUGUUCCUCAUGCGGCGGCAUUCAGCAGUUCGACCAAUUCGACGCCCAAAUCGGCGCCAUCGACGGUCCUCAGGGAACCUUCAUCCGUGUCGGCACCGCAGGUUCGGGCAGCCUUUAUUCAUUCAAAGAGAGGAAACUUUUCGCCGCGCAAACCACCAUCGAGGAAGUAACUUACACCCUAGGGUUAUCUUCCAAGAGCGUCGACGUUAGGAGCAUGGCGUCCACUAUCACCGAGGGCGAGUUCGGCCAAGGCGAGUGGUUCCGCGUGCUCAUCGGUGCGUGCGCGUAUGUUGUCAUGCGGAGGGAGGAUCAACCCUUGCCGAUGGCGGAAGUCGCCUCAGCGGUGGGGUGCGACUUGUAUGAAAUCGGUAGGAGUGUCGUUUUUGAAUCCGAGGAUUCGGAAGCAGGAGGUGUUUUUGAUUCAGUGUGCGGUGAAGUGGUUUUGAGCACUGGUCGCCGGCCGCUUCCGUUGGUGGUGGCGGUGGUGGUGUUUGUGGCGGAGCUGAAUGGGAUUGCGGUGGAGAUGGAGGAAUUGGCUAGGGAGGUGCUGCCUUGGGGGAAGGAUGUUACUGUUAAGAACAUUGUUAAGAAUGCGCCUUUUGUGAUUCAGUAUUUGGAGAGGAAGGCUAUGUUGAAGCCUGGGGUGAUUCAGGAGAAGAGGAAGGAUCUUCAUCGGGCUGCAGUGGACUUGGAGGAUGUGGUUGCUAAAUGCUUGAGACAUGAUGAUGAAUUAGAAUAUGGGGUUGAUGGCGUGACUUCGCGGAAGGAUUUGCAGUAUUUUUCGUCGGAGAGUAAGGCUAAUAGAUUGGGUGUUGGGGAUGCUGACAGGCUGCAGGUUUCGCCUGAAUGCUUGUCUGUGCUGUAUAAGAAGUUUUUAGAUGAAAAUCGUUGUGCCGAGCCUUUGAGAGGGAGUGGGAAUGCUCUGAAAAGAAGAAGUUUUGGAUUUGAUCUGCAACAGUGUACGGAGUGGUGGGAUGGAAAAUCUGAACUGAGCAAAAAGCUUCUGCUUAAACAUCUUCUGGAGAAGGAUAUUGGAGUGGAGACCAUGCUGCCAUCAUUUGUCAAUGGUCAAUUGAAAUGUAAAAUGAGGCAGGACAGAAUCAAUGCUGCUAAGCUAAGGAUAAAGCGAAUUAUGCAUCCCUUUGGGUGCUGA